Molecule: messenger RNA, 3937 nt
Organism: Pezoporus occidentalis (night parrot)
Lineage: Eukaryota; Metazoa; Chordata; Aves; Psittaciformes; Psittacidae
Gene: ANKRA2
Product: ankyrin repeat family A member 2
Exons: 9
Coding region: 182-1135 (317 amino acids)
Biological process (GO): regulation of gene expression
Cellular component (GO): nucleus
Molecular function (GO): protein binding
Source: RefSeq, a predicted model, not a curated record
ACCUAGCCAAUGGCCACCGCGGCGGGGCUGUAGGGCGUCACGUCCGCCUCACUGUCAGCGGGAGAGGUCGUGGUGCCGAGUUUCAGGUUAUUUAAACAUCUGGCUCUCUAGGUACAGCUUCAUUGGCUGGAACUGCUAGUGGCUAGAAGCCAUGAAGAAACUUUUUGCAUAAAAUUUUCACAUGGCAGGGGCCAUGGCAUCUUCAACAAACUUAGACGUUGCAGCCCAGUUAAUUGUGGAAGAAUGUACUGCUAGCUAUAGCCUUCCGUCCAUGCCGGACAUCAAAGUGGAGCAUCAGCUUGACUCUAGCACAGAGGAAGGCCCAGCUCAGAGCGUUACCAUGGGAAUGAAAUUCAUUUUGCCCAACAGAUUUGAUAUGAAUGUCUGCUCACGAUUUGUGAAAUCUUUGAAUGAAGAGGACAGUAAAAAUAUUCAAGACCAAGUUAACUCUGACCUUGAAGUGGCAUCUGUCUUAUUUAAAGCUGAAUGCAACAGCCACACAUCUCCUUCCCCUGGUAUCCAAGUAAGACAUGUUUAUACUCCAUCAACUACUAAGCAUUUCUCACCAAUAAAACAAUCAACUACCCUAACUAACAAACACAGGGGAAAUGAAGUCUCUACAACACCUCUGCUUGUAAACUCUUUAUCAGUUCAUCAGCUGGCUGCUCAGGGAGAAAUGUUGUAUCUGGCCACACGUAUUGAACAAGAAAAUGUAAUCAACCAUAAGGAUGAAGAAGGAUUUACCCCUCUGAUGUGGGCUGCAGCUCAUGGGCAGAUAGCAAUAGUGGAAUUUCUCCUCCAAAAUGGUGCAGAUCCUCAGAUUUUGGGGAAAGGACGAGAAAGUGCCCUCUCACUGGCUUGCAGUAAAGGAUACACAGAUAUUGUCAAAAUGCUGCUUGACUGUGGAGUUGAUGUCAAUGAGUACGACUGGAAUGGAGGCACACCUCUACUAUAUGCAGUACAUGGGAACCAUGUGAAAUGUGUAAAAAUUCUCCUUGAAAGUGGUGCUGAUCCAACUAUCGAAACAGAUGCUGGCUAUAAUUCCAUGGAUUUGGCUGUAGCCUUGGGCUAUCGAAGUGUUCAACAGGUUAUUGAGUCUCAUUUAUUACAGCUACUUCAAAAUAUCAAGGAAUAAUGGUUGGCUCUUUUGCUGGUGUCAGUUCUUGGCUUGGACAUUUGUACUGCUUUUUAGCCCUAUAAUCAGUGACAAGGGUUAGUUGCUUUUAACUUUACCUCAGUUCAACUACUUGCUGGUUUUAGUUAAGCUUUUUAAUAUUCUUCCUUGUCUUUCUUUUCAUGUCGUUCAUAAAAUUAUACAAUGUCAUCCUUUUCUUAAAAAUAUUUUACAUAAUUUUAGAAGAAAAAGUCAGUUGUGCAUGAAAAUAUUUGUGAAUAAGCAGUUUCGACCAUCUAAACGUUUACACUGAGUGCAGUGGGUGGCACUGUGACAUGUGUCCCAUUUCAUGUCAUUGAUUCAUGUUCCCAGGACGAAAUUUGUUUAGAUAAUUGAGGUGUGAUACCACAGAAGAUACGCAUCUUUAGUAUUAGCAGUAAUAAAAUAUGCACCAGAUGUGAUUGUUUUCAAGAUCUCCAGUUAAUGCUACUGCAUAAGCUUUUGGCUUUAUCUGAUUUUUAAUUCGGUAGUAAAUUGAAGGGCUUUGGUGGUGGUAGUUUAAUUCCUACCUGAUUUCUUCCCAUGUCCCUUCCUGUUGUAGUCCUGAAACAGCUAGGCUAGAGCAUCCUAGGUAGAAACUUCUCUGAUAAAAUUAAGCCAAAUUACAAGUGCAGAAUUCCUAGCUCCUAAAUACCCUCCCCUCAGUAGCUGAAAGCAGCCAUCAGCUGUAUAGGAAGACAAGCCAAAUCCUACUGCAUUCCAGCCUUCUUCAGCCAAAGUGUGCUCCUUUGGAUCGUAGAAUCAUAUGAUAUCUCAAGAUGGAAGGGACUCAUAAGGAUCAUCAAGUCUAACUCCCUGCUCCUCACAGGACUACCUAAAAAUAAACUAUAUGACUAAGAACGUCACCCAGGCGGCCCUUGAACUCUGACAGACAUGGUGCCAUGACUGGUUCCCUGGGAAGCUUGUUCCAGCAACCAACUACCAUCUGCCUGAGGAACCUUAUCCUAAUGUCCAAACUGAACUUUCUCUGACACAGCUUCAUUCCAUUUGGUCACCAGGGAGAGAUCAGCACUUCUCCCUCUGCUGCUGCCCCUUGAUGCACUUGUAGGCUGUGAUGAAGUCACCCCUCAGUCUUCUCCAAGCUGAGCAAACCAAGUAACCUCAGCUGCUCCCCAGAAGUCUUACCCUCAAGGUCUUUCACCAUCUUGGUCAGUCUCAUCUGGACACACUCUAAUGGCUUGAUGUCAUUCUUAUGCUGAGGUAUCCAAAACUGCACAGAAUGCUCAAGGUGGGGCCACACUAAUGCAGUCUGGAGUGGGACAAUCAAUCACCUCCCUUGACCAGCCGGCUAUACUGUUCUUGAUGUACCCCAGGACACAGUUGGCCCUUCUGGCUGCCAGGGCACACUGUUGAUGCACAUUCAAUUUGCCAUCAAUGCAAACCCACAGAACUCUCUUUGCAGGGCUGCUACCCAGCCUCUCAUCCCUUCCUUUGGCAGAAUGUCCUGACAGCUGUUCAAGUAGAACAGCAAUUAUGAUUUUAAGAUUAGUUUAAAAAUUAGGCAAUGUGCACUGAUUUUCUGAGUCCCCUGCACUGAGUAAUGGGACAGGUAUCAGUUUUGAACAAAUAAUAGAUAAACUUCUGGAAGAGACUUCUCAGAAGCUUUUUCCCUGACUGUACAUACAGACCUCUAUGGAGAGUUUGCAUGUUUUCAUAAGCAUUUCUCCAUUGUGUCCACUAGAGGUCUAGCAUCCAGGCACAUCCAGGCACAUCCAUGCACCCCUAGCCCCUGCCUUUCAUCCUUGCUCCAUGUAAUGUUUCUAUUUGAAAAUAUUCCAUACACAAAGGAAAUCAGUACUGUUUAAAGUAUGUGCAAUAUGAUCCUGACCAAGGAUACUGGAAGGCUGGGGCAUAAUCCAGCCGAGUUCUUCUGAGCCAGGACCAGAAAAAUAACUCAAAAUAAUUUUGUUACUUCAAGGUGACUAGAUAUGCAAUAGGAGAAAACAUAAGGAAAAAAAAUCCAGAUUUAGAUGGAUUAAAUCUGAAUUUCCAACCAGAUUUCUCUAUAACUUUACUGAAACAUCGGUGUAUAGAAGGUGUAAAUUGGGCCAAAAUUAACCUCUGAAAGGUUGUGCAACAGCAAAUUCAGAGAUUCAUUUCUUUCAUGAAGCUGAAAACUGAAAUGUAAUGAACCUAAGGUGAAGGGAGGUGAAGCAGGAAAAUGUAAUUCACCUGCUGAUGCUGGUGAAAUCCUUGCUGCCUUUGACUAUUCUCUCUCUCCCAGACUUUAACACUUGUAUUUUUUAUGUACAGUUUUACAACAGUUUUACUGUAUCAUGCAUGAUUAAAUCAGGUGAAAGAAACAGUAAAUCCAGCAUGCCUUGAAAGCAAGGUAGGGAAUUGUUUCGUAAGGAAUUGUUUCGUAAUUAAAGUCUAGAAAAAUGUGUCUUCCUACGAGUAAUUUUAAAAUAACAUUAAGUAGCCAUUACUGUAAAAAUUGCAUAUUAUAAAUACUGAGAUUUAAUGGCUGAUGUAAAAACAAAUACCGAAUUUCCAUGUUGAAAAGCAAUGCAAAAAUAAUGCAAACCAUCUUUUCUGGAAACAUCAUAACCUGACCUGUUUCUGAUUAUUUUUUAAGACACUUUGUGUAUGGACAUGCUAUACAAGUGUGUGUAAGUACCGGAAUUUGCUUUUUUUGUAUUAUUUGUGUUACAGGAAAAUACUUGUUCUAAAUGAUGAACCUUCUGUAUCUGCUUUAUAUUUUGUCUUCCACUUCAAUAAGCAUUGAGUUAAUAUAUAGGAAAUAAACUGACUAAUUCUAAA